AGAUUGCCGAAGUGCUAUCCAUUACACCAUAGAGACAUGACCUUUAGACACAGUCGCCACAUAAAUAUAGCUCCACGUCCACUGACAUGGUUUCAGACGUGUAGCUUAACUGAAAAUUUUCUUUAACGUGUACUUGAGCGUGGACUUACGCGUUCAGGUUCACGGUUUGCAUUUAUACGUGUAGCUUAACCUCUCUAUUAUCGACUUUUCACUAAUAACAGCAAUAAACCGGAAGUUUGUUGCACCUUCCAUUUAAAUAUAAGACACGAGGACGAAAGAUCAUAUUACAGUACCACACUGAUAACACAACAACAACAACCUAAACCUCAACAUGAGCUCUGCCAAAGACCUAUCAAUAGGCCAAAUGAUUGCCAACGCUAACGACACCCAGGCGUCUAUCUGCAGUGGAAAACUCCCAUAACUCCAUGGAGAUGAAUGAUAGCAGGGACACCAUUCCCGAGAAGUACCAGCAAACAGCGCUGUCUUCAACAAACAAGCCUCAAAACAGGCAACAACUAGCAGCCCUAAAGGCAAAUACCAUAUCAAGUCGGCCUCUACCUUCACAAAAAACAACCCUUCAUACACUAUACCACGCAAACCCACUCUAAACAUCAUAGACGCGAUGGGUCUAGGCCAACCUACAAACAUCGGGAACCACCCCAACUCCACACGCCAAGCAGACCCAGCUCUACUCACUCGUUUAAGAACAUCAAUACACUGGGAAGCCAGACAUGAUGGCGUCCUUAAAGGUCUAAACAACUACCCGGGAGGCAUCCCAAGAGGCCUCAUACCAAACAUUAGAUGUGGCGCCCCUGAGAAAGAAACCUCCGACAUUGCAAAGGCGUUUGACGUAAUCUUACAUCAUUGUAGCGGCCAGCUUACAGAGGCCACUACACUCCAUAGUCAGAACAGACUAGAUUACCACAGACAACAAACCAUAGAAACCAUCCAAACACUAGCCAAAACCAUCGGCCAUGUGGAAGCAGACAAAUUGGCAGAACAGUACAGACGUGAGGCUUCCAAACCAAAAAGAAGGGAACCAAGCACAAAACCCCGUGGAAAGAGACAGUAGAAUAAAACUACUUUAAAAAAUACAACCACGCCCCUUCUCAGGGCCACCAAACUCAACCAAAAGAGCAAUUUAACAUUUAUGAAUUAAAAAAGUAUGAAUGUGUAUGGAAACCACCAAACAUGUAUACCCGAACCUAUAUUAACCCUCCUAAAACUAAUAAAGCAAACCUUUGUAUUACAAACUUUAAAACCAAACAACACUUCCACCACUAGUGCCAACCAAAACACACCAAACUUUUACAAUUCAAACCUGCAAACCAUUGCCCGUACUUCGGAACACACACCCGUGUAUACACUAAUAUUCCCCCUUCCCCCUCCCCAUUCC
Owenia fusiformis is the source of this 1396-nucleotide messenger RNA. Lineage: Eukaryota; Metazoa; Annelida; Polychaeta; Sabellida; Oweniidae. The record is from the annotation of a GenBank genome assembly.